AGCAGAGAGCUGGACCGGAAGAGGAGCAACCAGGACUAGAACCCGUGCCCAUAUGGGAUGGUGGCACUGCAGGCGGAGGAUUAACCAAGUGAGCCAUGGUGUCAGCCCCUGGCUGGCUCUCCUGAUGGAGGAUUUGGGCCCUUGAUCUUAUAGCAAGGUCCGGCGAGGUCCUGGGAAACGGGGGGAUUAUCCUGUACCUCUAGCCCCUCUACAAGCAGAAGGAGGCCACUCUUAGGUUCUAGCAGCAGCUACCCACUGCCUAACCUCAUGGAAGCUUCCCUGGGCUCUGUGCCUCAGUCUCCCCAUUUGCUGAAAGUGGUGCUGGAGGAUGGAGCAGAGCUGCCUUUUAGCCUUGACCUCUGUGGUGUCUGCUCCUCCUUGGAUCUCAUCUCCGUCUACAUUUGUGACUUUAUGUUCUCUCUGUGGCCCUGGGGAAGGACAGAGGUAAGGCUCCCCCUGUGCAGAUGGGUUCCCCAAGGCCAGAGGUGGCCCUGGUGAGACCCAGGGCACAGAGUGAUGCUGAGAGGGGUGGUGGGGCCUUCCCUCUAUGUACCCCUCUCUUGGGAUCAGAAAGAGGGGGUCCUGGCUCAGCUAUUUUUGGGCUAAACUGGCCCUCCUCCCAGGCAGGGACUCUGGGCCCCCCGCCCAGAGUGGAGAUGAAUGCGGCCCCUUGUCUGCGCACCCCCUGAGACCGAGGACACGGCCCAGUGCCCAGUGUUGGCAGAACGUCCGUUUUGCUCCGAGCUGAGGGGAACAUAGCAGAGCAGGUCUAGUGGAGCAGCCAGCACAGACUGGAAGCAGUGGCUGCCAUGGACGAGGACAGUCUCCCUCCCUCCCUGCCCGAGGAAGGCAAUGCUGCCGGGGACUCCAGCCUGGAGCCUGAAGAAGCACCUGGGGUCCAACCCGACGAGGACCUGAGCUGCAGCCUUGGCAGCCCAGGGCACAAGGAAAGAGGAUGCCUGGGGCACACAGAGGAGCCUGCAGAGGACCAGGACGGGGCCCCCCACAGCCUCAGCCUUGACCUCUCCCUCACCAAUGGCUUAGCUCCGGGACAAGACUCAAACAUUCUGGAAGGUGGCACAGAGCCCAGGCCCUGGAGGGCUGGUGGGCUGGCGGGAGGGCACGAUGCUGACACGGAGGACCCUCAGCUGGGGCUGGGUGACCCUGGGGAGCCAGAUGUACGGGACGGUUUCAGCGCCACGUUUGAGAAGAUUCUGGAAUCAGAGCUGCUGCGGGGCACCCAGUACAGCAGCCUCGACUCCCUGGAUGCGCUGAGCCUCACGGACGAGAGUGACAGCUGUGUCAGCUUUGAGGCCCCUCUCACACCCCUGAUCCAGCAACGGGCCCGUGACAGCCCUGAGCCGGGGGCCGGGCUGGGCAUUGGGGACAUGGGGCCCGAGGGGGACAUGGGGGCAGCUGGUGGUGAGGGAGAGCUGGGCAGCCCCCUGCGGCGCUCCAUCUCCUGCAGCCGCUCAGAGAAUGUCCUGAGCCGCCUGUCUGUCACGGCCGUGCCCAAUGGAUUCCAUGAAGAUGGGCCCCCGGGCCCAGGCGGGGAGGAGGAGGAAGAGGAGGAGGAAGAGGAGGACACAGACAAGUUGCUGAACUCAGCCAGCGACCCCAGCCUGAAGGACGGCCUGUCGGAUUCGGACUCGGAGCUGAGCAGCUCGGAGGGGCUGGAGCCUGGCGGCACAGACCCUCUGGCCAACGGGUGCCAGGGCAUGAGCGAGGCUGCUCGCCGGCUGGCCCGCCGCCUCUUCCACCUGGAGGGCUUCCAGCGCUGUGACGUGGCCCGGCAGCUGGGCAAGAACAACGAUUUCAGCAGGCUGGUGGCUGGGGAAUACCUCAGUUUCUUCGACUUCUCGGGCCUGACUCUGGACCGAGCGCUCAGGACCUUCCUGAAGGCCUUCCCUCUAAUGGGAGAGACCCAGGAGCGUGAGCGGGUGCUCACACACUUCUCCCGCCGGUACUGCCAGUGCAACCCUGACGACAGCACCUCGGAAGACGGGAUCCACACGCUCACCUGCGCGCUGAUGCUGCUCAACACAGACCUGCACGGCCACGUGAAUAUUGGUAAGAAGAUGUCCUGCCAACAGUUCAUUGCCAACUUGGACCAGCUGAAUGAUGGCCAAGACUUUGCCAAAGAUCUGCUGAAGUCCCUUUACAACUCCAUCAAGAAUGAAAAGCUGGAAUGGGCCAUUGAUGAGGACGAGCUGAGGAAGUCCCUGUCUGAGCUGGUGGAUGACAAGUUUGGGACAGGCACGAAGAAGGUGACACGGAUCCUGGAUGGUGGCAACCCUUUCCUGGAUGUCCCACAGGCUCUCAGCGCCACCACCUACAAGCAUGGCGUGCUCACCCGGAAGACCCACGCCGACAUGGAUGGCAAGAGGACGCCCCGUGGGAGGCGUGGCUGGAAGAAAUUCUACGCGGUGCUCAAAGGGACCAUCCUGUACUUACAGAAGGAUGAGUACAGGCCUGACAAAGCACUGUCGGAGGGCGACCUGAAGAACGCCAUUCGCGUGCACCACGCCCUGGCCACCAGGGCCUCUGACUACAGCAAGAAGUCUCAUGUGCUGAAGCUGAAGACAGCCGACUGGAGGGUCUUCCUCUUCCAGGCACCGAGCAAGGAGGAAAUGCUCUCCUGGAUCCUGAGGAUCAACCUGGUGGCUGCCAUCUUCUCCGCCCCGGCCUUCCCAGCUGCCGUCAGCUCCAUGAAGAAGUUCUGCCGGCCCCUGCUGCCCUCCUGCACCACGCGCCUCUGCCAGGAGGAGCAGCUGCGGUCUCACGAGAACAAGCUGAGGCAGGUGACUGCAGAGCUGGCAGAGCACAGGGGUCACCCCGUGGAGAGGGGCGUCAAGUCCAAGGAGGCCGAGGAGUGCCGGCUGAAGGAGCACUAUCUCACAUUCGAGAAAAGCCGUUAUGAGACCUACAUCCACCUCCUGUCUGUGAAAAUCAAGGUGGGCUCGGAUGAUCUGGAGCGGAUUGAGGCCCGCCUGGCCACCCUGGAAGGGGACGACCCUGCUCUUCGGAAGACACACUCAAGCCCUGCCCUCAGCCAGAGCCACGGGCCUGUGACUGGCAGCAAAGCCACAAAGGAUGCCACUGGGUCCGAUACUUAGCUGGCGUGGACACGAGGGCCCCGCCCCCAGAGCGCUCAGCACAACUGCAGCCAGGCGCCUCUCGCACCCAGCUCCAGGCAGUUGACGGGCAGCCCGGGGCGUGCGGGGAGCCCUGUGGGCCCAAGGCGGUGGAGUGGCCGUUUGUGGCUACAGUCUCCUCGCAUCCCGGGCCGCCCUCUGUGUCCUUGCAUCCUUGACCCUCUCCCCAGCCCUUGUCCCCCUUCCACCGCCGAGCCCCGGUUUGUAGGCCGGUAGUGCGCAUGCUCGAUACACCACUUCCGGGAGGAGCCGGAAGGGCCGUAGUGUCCUCCGGGCCUCCUGCUGCUGGCGCCUGCCCUGUGGUCGAGGGCAGGUCUGGGCUCGGGGUUUCCCGGUGGGAGUGCCCGCUCUCCCCCUCCUUCCUGUUGAGCAGCAGCGGGUCUGCAGACCACCAGCACCGUCCUCUUCCUGCUCUUCCCAGCAACCUCGGGGCCCACGCCAGCCCCUCCUGCCUCCCAUGGCGACCGCCUGGGGACCGGGCCCGCCCCUCCCAGUGCCAAGCAGACGCUACAAGUGCGUCCGCCUCUCCUUGGUCCGCUGGGGCACGACUGCCUCCUUUUAUACAGACACAAGUGUGUAUGUAUAUAAGAAUUAUAUAUAUGUAUAAGGAACUCUUAAAGAUGGCUUCGGAGGCGACAGCAGUUCGGGGGUGAAACCCGAGGAAGGCAAGGCUUGCUUCGGAGCUCCGCCUUCUGCCCCGUGGGAGGGCCCCAGUGGCCCUGCUGGAGACUGCGCUGACCGCUCUUAGCCCCCGUCAUUUCCUCUUCCGGCUGACCUGUGACUUAACGCUGCCCUUGCAGUUGACGCUUCUGGACUAAAGAGGGCGUGUGCGCGCUCCCCCUCGGUCCGCGGGAGUCCAGGGGUGUGAGUGCCGUGGGACCAGCCGGUAAGUUGCUGCUGCCAGGUCUCUGAGCCCCAGGGGCGACCUCUUGGGCAGGUCUCUGUGGCCCGAAUGAAAGACCCUCUGCCUUGCAUAUCGCCGCUUGCCAACAAGCCCAAAGAAGCCUGGUGGGGGAAGGUCGUGGAAGCCAUCAAUGGUCGGUGCUGGGAAAAGAUGGACGGACAAGCCGGUGAUGGUUGCGAGUUCUCCGGUCUUUGUAGUGAAUCACAGAGGCGUAGCCGAGAACAUGUUGGGAAGAACGGAGAGCUCCGCCACGGCACAGAGCAGACCAUGCGACCCUGCACUCCUUAGAUUCACAGGGUAGGGGUCAUGGCCCCCUCUUUGUAGCGAUGAUGAGCAAAUCUUUUUUGUUGUUUCAGUAGGUUCCUGUAGUUUGGCCUGCAGCGCGUUGACCUCAGUGGUAACGUGUUUAGUUAAUAAGAUAAGCCAGCCUUGAGUCUGAGUACCUAACGUUGCAAGCCCAAUCGCACUGGAUUGAAGGGACGUGUGAGUUCGUGAAGCGAUGUAGUGAUUUAAGUCCCGAGGAUGAAGUUGGAUCAGCUGAAGCGUGUUUUCUGACUGAACCAUCUGGCCCCUUCGCUUUGCUCAGGGGAAGUAGAUGUGCACUUCAGUGACACUGAGAAGGCUGGGUGGCACCGGGAAGGGCUGCCCGGACCUCCCGUGCGGCGGCUUCUGCAGGGCAGGUGAGUGGAGGCGGCAGGCCCUGGCGCCCGCUGCCCAGAGUUGUGCUUCCCUGAGCACUAGUUGUGCCUCCCGUCCGUAAAACAAUUUUUAGUUCUCUUCCUUAAUUGUAUAAUUAUUUAUUUGUAAAUUAUAUACAUGUACUACUCUACUAAAAUAUUAUGUACAUUAUAAAAAAUAGAAAUUUUAAAAAAGGUGAGAUAAAAUAAAUCUAAAUCAGA
Oryctolagus cuniculus (rabbit) is the source of this 4958-nucleotide messenger RNA. RefSeq names its product pleckstrin and Sec7 domain containing 2 (gene PSD2). NCBI's taxonomy places the organism in Eukaryota, Metazoa, Chordata, Mammalia, Lagomorpha, Leporidae. Gene Ontology annotation, molecular function: guanyl-nucleotide exchange factor activity; protein binding; phospholipid binding. Gene Ontology annotation, biological process: regulation of ARF protein signal transduction. The record is from RefSeq and is a predicted model, not a curated record.